This is a messenger RNA of Rhagoletis zephyria (snowberry fruit fly), 678 nucleotides long. The record is from RefSeq and is a predicted model, not a curated record. NCBI's taxonomy places the organism in Eukaryota, Metazoa, Arthropoda, Insecta, Diptera, Tephritidae.
AUGCGGGCCACCUCCUCCGGCGAGAAGACGGUCUUUCUGCUGAAGAAGGGCCUCACCCAGGAUGAGAUCGACCUGGUCUUUCAGCUGUGCAUCAGCCGGCCGGCCACUGAGGCUUCGCUCAAGAGCGAACUUGAGCUGCUCACCGCUUCGCUGGCCUCCACCUCCAACAGUCUCUUCGAUCGCCUACUUAAGAUGGCCUUCUACAUGACCGUCUUUGGGGGCGCCGCCUACGGCUCGUACCUCCUCUACCAAACGCUCCUCAGACCGCUGCUCUUCCCUGAGGAGGAGGAGGAAAAGGAGGCUGAGGCACGAAAAUCGGCGAACCUGGCGGCGGAAACGAACCAGAAAAUCGCCCUGCUGAGCGAGCAGAUCAGCGAGCUGCAGAAGAGCAUCACCAUCGUGCAGGAGUUUGUGCGCACCUAUUGCCGCGCCCGAGAUGACUCGCUCUUUGCGCUGAAGGCCGACCUGGGCUCGGUCAAGUCGCUGCUGGUCAGCAGGGACAACUUUCCCUCGGUGCCCACCAUUCCCAAGUGGCAGAUUGAGUCGACGAAGAAGAAGAGUGCUGCGGCCACCAACAACACUAGCACCGCCACAUCACAAGUGGCCAAGAAUGGUACCGGCGCAAAGGCAAACACCGGUGGCGACUCCUCCGGUGGCGAGUCCUCAAAGAGCGACUAG